AUGGCGGACUCCCAGGAGGCCCAGCGGCAGAGCCAAGCAGAGCUGCCGCAGAGGCCUCCUCAGUCUCGCGAGAAUCCCUGGGCGCCCUCCGCGGCUGCCCUCCCUGCCCCAGCAAGCUGGGAAUGGAGAGAGAUCGGUCGGGGUUUUGCGGCAACACAUUCUCCCCCCACCCCACCACCACCACCACCACCACGUCCCUUGCCGGUUAAGGCUGCCCCACAGCCCUCGUGGGUCCAUGGCAUCUCCCAGAUAACCAGCAGCCUUUAUAUAAGUAAUAGUAUGGCGGCUAACAACAGAUUCUUGUUGUCCAGCAAUCGCAUCACGACUGUCAUCAAUGUUUCAGUGGAGGUAGUCAACACAUUUUUUGAGGACAUUCAAUACCUAAAGGUACCAGUGACUGACUCUCCCAGCGCGCGCAUCUGUGACUUUUUUGAUCCCAUAGCUGAUCACAUCCACAGCGUGGAGAUGAAACAGGGCCGCACGCUGGUGCACUGCGCCGCCGGCGUGAGCCGCUCGGCCACAGUCUGCAUGGCCUUCCUGAUGAAGUACCACACCGUGUCGCUGCUCGACGCCCACACAUGGACCAAGUGCUGCCGCCCCAUCAUCCGACCUAACAAUGGCUUCUGGGAACAGCUUAUACAUUAUGAAUACAAGCUCUUUACCAAAAACACCGUCCAGAUGAUUGAUUCUCCAGUGGGUAUGGUUCCAGACGUGUACCAGAAGGAGUUCCGUCUGAUGAUGUCAAUGUGA
This is a messenger RNA of Miniopterus natalensis, 750 nucleotides long. RefSeq names its product dual specificity phosphatase 21 (gene DUSP21). Gene Ontology annotation, molecular function: MAP kinase tyrosine/serine/threonine phosphatase activity; protein tyrosine phosphatase activity. Gene Ontology annotation, biological process: peptidyl-tyrosine dephosphorylation. The record is from RefSeq and is a predicted model, not a curated record. NCBI's taxonomy places the organism in Eukaryota, Metazoa, Chordata, Mammalia, Chiroptera, Miniopteridae. Gene Ontology annotation, cellular component: cytoplasm.